AUGCCGGGCACGGGGAGGUUCUGCGGCUCCUCCACCGCGCCAGCGCGAAUCUCGAGACUACCACGCCACACCGUCGGACACCUUUCUUCGUCGCGUGCCAGAGAGGGCAUGCGGAAGCUGCGAGGGUACUUUGUGAGCUUGGAGCGAACAAGGAGAAAGCAAGGACAGGUGGCUACACUCCACUCCUCAUCGCGUGCCGUGAGGGCCAUGCACCGGUGGUCAAGCUUUUGUGCGAGAUGCGAGCAGACAAGGAGCAUGCAGCCAUGCAUGGUUGGACUCCGCUGCUCCUUGCUGCGCGACAUGGUCACAAUGCUGUGA
Messenger RNA from Symbiodinium sp. CCMP2456, 318 nucleotides. The record is from the annotation of a GenBank genome assembly. Lineage: Eukaryota; Dinophyceae; Suessiales; Symbiodiniaceae.